This is a messenger RNA of Rangifer tarandus platyrhynchus (Svalbard reindeer), 282 nucleotides long. NCBI's taxonomy places the organism in Eukaryota, Metazoa, Chordata, Mammalia, Artiodactyla, Cervidae. The record is from the annotation of a GenBank genome assembly.
AUGCCCCGGGAGCUCCGCGCAGCCCAGGAGGCCCCGGGUCAGGAGACCCGGAGCGGCCGGCGCCUGCCGACGCCAGGCCGGGCUCUGCGCCUGCAGGGCGGCGAGGAAGGCAGGCCCCGUGAAGUCCCUCCGUCUGCGGCACUUACGGCCUGCAGGGAGCAGGGUCUGCUGAGUGCGCUGGUGGGAGUCAAAGUGGCUCAUUUCUCGGGGCAACAUCCUCACCGGGAUGUUGUUUCUUUUAAGAAAUGGUUCCUUGCCACUGAAAUGGCACCAGAAGGGUAA